AGGAUCUGUAUUUUUAUCGCCCAAAUUCUCAGAUUCACUUUCAUCUUCUCCGUUUUGCUCCAUAAUCAAAAUUGUUUGAUUACACUAUCGGUUUCACCCACACAAUUUCGAUUAAUAGUUCAGAUUCCCAAUUUUUUGAAUUUUUUUUUGAUUUUUUUGGGGUAAUGAACUUCUUGUAGGAGGAGAACUCUCUGGAAUAUAUUCCUAUGAAAUGGCAUUGAAGAGGGGAUUAUCUGGUAGGAACAGUGGAAAUGUAUCUUGUUACUCAAUUGUGGUUCUUGUCUUCUGUUCAUUCCUUGCUCCAUUGAUUUUCUUCGUGGGCCGUGGCGUGUACACCUCUACUUCAAUUGAUAAUAAUGAUUUUUCAACUACAACAAGUAAACAGGUAUCCAGCUUUGUUAAAGAAAAAAUAUUGGCCAAGAGCAAUACUAAUAAUGCAGAGGGAAACAAGUGGACUCAGAUAGCUGCAAAUGUCAGAACUGAGAUCUCCAGAGGCAAACAAGAUGAUCUUGUAGAUGAUGAUCAUUCCCAGUUUCAUACACCUGCUAUUUUGGCCAGAAGGCAAUUGAGAGAGAGGAGACAUGAAAAGCGUGCUGCUGCUUUAGUGAAGCAGGAUGAUGAAGUAACUGUGAAGCUUGAAAAUGCUGCCCUUGAACGCUCUAAGUCAGUUGACUCUGCUGUGCUGGGGAAGUAUAGCAUAUGGAGGAAAGAGAAUGAAAAUGAGAAUACUGAUUCAAAGGUACACUUGAUGCGAGACCAAAUGAUUAUGGCAAGGGUCUAUAUAAGCAUUGCAACAAUGAAGAAGAAUCCCGGCUUGGCUCAAGAGUUACAGAAGCAGCUUAAAGAAAGUCAACGUGCGUUAGGUGAAGCAAUGUAUGAUGCUGAUCUAACUCGCAGUGCACAUGAGAAGAUUAAAUCAAUGGACCAAGUGCUUUCCAAAGCUAAAGAGCAACUCUAUGACUGCAAUCUUGUCACGGGGAAGCUGAGAGCAAUACUGCAGUCUGCGGAUGAGCAAGUUAGAAGUUUAAAAAGGCAGAGCACAUUUUUGAGCCAAUUAGCUGCAAAGACCAUUCCAAAUGGUAUCCACUGCUUAUCCAUGCGUCUGGCUAUUGAUUAUUACCUCCUCCCUCCUGAAAAAAGAAAGUUCCCUAGAAGUGAGAAUCUGGAAAAUCCCAGUCUUUUCCAUUAUGCCCUGUUCUCUGACAAUGUUUUGGCUGCUUCAGUUGUUGUCAACUCAACUAUCAUGAAUGCUAAGGAACCAGCAAAACAUGUAUUUCAUCUUGUCACUGAUAAGUUGAACUUUGGAGCUAUGAAUAUGUGGUUCUUGUUGAACCCUCCUGGAAAAGCUACAAUCCAUGUUGAAAAUGUUGACGAGUUCAAGUGGCUUAAUUCGUCAUACUGUCCUGUCCUGCGGCAGCUAGAGUCUGCUGCUAUGAAGGAAUAUUAUUUCAAGGGUUCACAUUCCACCACACUAUCAGCUGGUUCUUCUAAUUUGAAGUAUCGGAACCCCAAAUAUCUUUCAAUGCUCAAUCACCUUAGAUUUUAUCUCCCUCAGAUUUAUCCCAAAUUGGAUAAAAUCCUUUUUCUUGAUGACGAUAUUGUUGUUCAGAAAGACUUGACAGGACUGUGGUCGGUGAAUCUUCAUGAAAAAGUGAAUGGUGCUGUUGAAACAUGUGGUGAGAGUUUUCACCGUUUUGACAAGUAUCUAAAUUUCUCAAAUCCUCAUAUUGCCAAAAACUUUGACCCAAAUGCUUGUGGGUGGGCAUAUGGGAUGAACAUUUUUUAUCUUAAGGAGUGGAAGAAGAGAGACAUAACUGGCAUAUAUCACAAGUGGCAAAACAUGAAUGAAGACAGGGUCCUUUGGAAACUAGGGACACUACCUCCAGGGCUAAUGACAUUUUACGGGCUUACACAUCCACUGGAUAAGUCGUGGCAUGUUCUAGGUUUGGGUUACAGCCCAAGCAUUGAUGGGUCAGAAAUUGAGAAUGCUGCCGUGAUACACUACAAUGGGAACAUGAAACCAUGGCUAGAGUUGGCAAUGACAAAGUACAAGUCAUACUGGACCAAAUACAUUAAGUUUGAUCAUCCAUACAUUCGUGCCUGCAAACUUGGUGAAUGAAGGAGGGAUGAAUUUUAAAGGUGCAGUUUGGUGUGGUGUCUGCUCUGCACGCGCAGUCACAUUUCCAUGAUCUUCUAAUGACAGAAGAGCUCCCAUAUACAGCACUAUUCUCUUGUCUCCAGUAUGCAACAUCCCCUGAAUUGUUUAUUCUUUGCUGUGUUCACUUAUAUUCAUUGUUCGAUUCUGAUGUCUGCUGCCUUUUUCACCAGUAGCAGACCUUUUCGGCAUGGAGACUUAUAACUAGGGUGAAGGAAAGUUUGUAAUGUCCUGAAUCACAGUAUAUUCUUUGAACAAUAAAUAGUCUCUAUUGUUUGAAUUGAAUCAAAGUGGUUUUUGCAAGUCUAAGCACUUGGGAAAACUUGUAUUUCACAUUUCUGCAGUUGAAGAAAUACAAUUUCUCUUAUAU
Molecule: messenger RNA, 2525 nt
Organism: Solanum verrucosum
Lineage: Eukaryota; Viridiplantae; Streptophyta; Magnoliopsida; Solanales; Solanaceae
Product: polygalacturonate 4-alpha-galacturonosyltransferase-like
Exons: 9
Coding region: 212-2119 (635 amino acids)
Molecular function (GO): polygalacturonate 4-alpha-galacturonosyltransferase activity
Source: RefSeq, a predicted model, not a curated record